AUGGCAACGAAUGAGUCAGUUUCAUCAACAAGAACGGAUCCUGUAGAAUUUGCUAAUCAAUCCCGAAAAGCAUUCAACCAUGAAAAUGUCAAUUUAGAAUCAUUAGAACUUGUUUGGUUAACACCUGAGCUAGAUCGUAAUACAAUAAUACUUGAAGUUCUGCGAAACAUUAUUCACUAUACCAAAUUCUUUGAUUCUAUAGAAGAAUGUAUACACUUUAUUGAAUUAAACAAAGUUACAACAACCUUCCUAGUUUGUGAUGGUUCGUUAGGUGAAAAAUUAGUUUCACAAAUUUACGACAUGAAGAAUAUUUAUGCAAUUUAUAUUUACUCCCAACAUGAGAAAUAUCAUCAAGAGUGGCUUGAAAAAUAUUCAGAAAAGGUAAUUAUAAUUUCUCAUAGGUAUGUAGUAUAG
Messenger RNA from Rotaria socialis, 414 nucleotides. The record is from the annotation of a GenBank genome assembly. NCBI's taxonomy places the organism in Eukaryota, Metazoa, Rotifera, Eurotatoria, Philodinida, Philodinidae.